Molecule: messenger RNA, 1231 nt
Organism: Linum tenue
Lineage: Eukaryota; Viridiplantae; Streptophyta; Magnoliopsida; Malpighiales; Linaceae
Source: the annotation of a GenBank genome assembly
CUCGUAAUCAAACUAUAGCUCUCAAAGACACUGUCAAUCGAAAAUGCCCAACAACACGGGCCUAGCCCACAGACAUUCGCAGCAGCCUCUCUGAAAUCCAGACCAAAAUGUAUAAGUAUAACAAACCCCCAAGGGUUCUCUUUCGAGUGUUGUUCUUCCUCUUCCCCUCCCUCGAGCAGAGAGCAACCAUCCCCAAUCCGCAGAUCUCCAUCCAUGGCUGGUACCGGGCGAGGAGGCGUACCGAUCGGGAACAAAAAGCCCGAAGCUGCUGCUGCUGCUGCUGACGAGAAGGACCUGAGAUCGUACACCAUUCGCCUCCUUCCCCGCCUAACCGUGAAAGUCGGCGACAGCGUCCAGAUGAAAUUUGGCGCGGCUAAAAUCGAACGCCUCUUUCAAACCUCAAAGGGUGUUUAUAUCAAUGCCCGAUUCUACAUCCGCUCCCGGGAUACCAGACUGGCAAUCCUGCCCUUCAUUUCGAAAAGGGAACUCUUCCUCGCCGAGGCCACAGAGAUUCGUUGCGUGACUAGCAUCGAAUCGAAGGUCACCGUUCACUCUGCCGAGGAGUAUUUCGAGUUCCAGAAUGCGGCGGGCGAAGAAGAUUACUUCUGGCGUUUCUACUAUCAUCGCCCUUCUGGUCGCAUAGCUCACCCCGGCCCCGGCGGUGCGAUGCCCGUGAUUUGCAUCUGUGAAAUGCCGUGGAACCCGGACAACCCUAUGAUGGAAUGCAUAGACUGCGGUGAAUUGUUCCAUCCACCUUGUGUAGGCAUGACAAGGGAUGAAGCUGCGGAGAAUGCUGCGAAUGGUAUUGACUAUGUUUGCUCGGAAUGUAACUCUCAAGGCGCGGCGGGACUUCCUAACCAGUGGCAGAGAGAGGUAGUGACGAAAAAUGAGGCAACAAAACUCUUUAGAUAGACAUGGUUUAGUAUAUGAUUUUUCAAGUUUAGAAUCCAAUAUUCACGUCGAUGUUAGCUCGCGUAAGGACUCCAAUCAACUCAAAAUUCAUUAUAUGCACAAGUUUUAGUGUUGUUAAAUUUUUAAGGGCCCCCAAUGAACUCCAAGUCUGACUACGCCGUAGCCACUGUUUCUAACAAACCAGCUCUGGAUCAUGUUUAGUGUGCGCCACGGGUCUUAACGUGCUGAGUGCAUCUUGGUGUGUGGUUGCACGUUGAUGUAUAUCUUUCAGUUCUUGAUCAAGGUUUCCCCCAUGAAUAUAUUCUCCUUCUAGAUUUCU